AUUCUUGUUUGGUUCUUCUCCAUACUCUACAAUAAUGGUGAAUCUCUUUCCCCUUUGUUUCUCUCUUUCAAUUAAAGACGAGACCUCCUCUGCAACAAUCGAUAAAGUCUCUCCUGAUUGUUUCUCGCUUCCAAUCAAAAAAAGAACCAAUUCUACAACAAUGGAGAAUCUCUCUCCCGACUGCUCCUCUUUUCCAAUAAGAAAAAGACUGAAGAAAACAAGCGCAAUAGGGUGUUCGACUGUUUCCAGUACUGUUCCAAAGAAUGAAGAAAAGGCUACUCCAGUUUCUACUCCAGUUUCCACUGUUUUAUCUCUUUCUUGCGAUUAUUCAAGGGAAAACAGCGACAAGAAAUCGAAAAUUGUUAGCCAAACUGCUUUACCAGAGGUCUCUAUAGAGCUAACCCGUUUCCGUCAAUCUUGGAUUACCGAUAUUCAAAGAACAAGUUGUCAACAACGACAUGCCGUCCUUCAAGAACCGGCCUCCUGUAAUUCUUGCAAUCUUGAAAGAAUGAAAUUUUACACCGCUGAAGAUUUGGAGGAGGAGAGAAGAAAAGGCGUCUCCACUAAUCUGAGCCUAUCCUAUGGUUAUAACACGGUAAGUAUUGUUGAUAACAAUCUUGACUUAUGGAAAAUCAAGAAGAAGCUUAAUAAAAGUGAUCUUGGAAAUUUAAGUAGGCUGUUGAUUUCGACUGACUUGGUACAGAAACAUAUUUUGCCUCUUCUGAGCAGUGAUUUGUUAGAUGGGGUUGUUAGCAGUUGUGGUAUUCCUGUUACUUUUUGGGAUGUUGAUACUGAAACAAAACAUAAGUUGAUUUUCAAGAAAUGGGCUACUUCAAGAAGUUAUGUGUUCGUUGGUGGAUGGACUCGUCAGUUUGUUCAAAGGAGGAACUUAAAGGAAGGAGAUGAGGUUGGGAUUUACUGGGAUGUUUUGAAUUCGAGAUUCAAUUUUUGUGUUAUUCGUCGUGCCUGAUUAACCUUUUCAUGUAUUGAGUUUACUUUGAUAAAAA
Messenger RNA from Jatropha curcas, 1007 nucleotides. RefSeq names its product B3 domain-containing protein At2g33720. NCBI's taxonomy places the organism in Eukaryota, Viridiplantae, Streptophyta, Magnoliopsida, Malpighiales, Euphorbiaceae. The record is from RefSeq and is a predicted model, not a curated record. Gene Ontology annotation, molecular function: DNA binding.